AUGUCGCUCGAAGGAACCAGCCAUGACCCAACCAAAACGGAGAUCUCCGACUGGUCUUAUGUCUCCGAGGGUGGCGCGACGAUGGUCUUCUCCUAUGUCGGCGCCCCACAUCCCGUCUUCAGUCAUAGCGUAAUCCGUGUGCGCAAGGCGCCGCUCAACAAACGCGAUUUGAUUAACGAUAUCGAUGAAGAAGAGCCUGAUGAUCCAUCGAUUGCCUUUCAGAACGAGGUUACAGCACUGCUCAUCCCCGCGAUCCAUCUCCCGCGUCUCGAGUCAGUCCACGUGACCCGCGAGUGGUUGAACGAGCUCUCGAUCUCCGCACAGUCGAAGCGACCCGAGCUGAGAAAGGCAGCCGAUGAUAUUGACCUAAGUAGGCGCAAGGCGGUCAUUGCAACCGACUUGGUAGGAGGUAAAGGAUGGGCUGUAGAAAUCAAGCCAAAAUGGGCCUUCUUGCCCAAUCCUGCAUAUCUGUCAUCCGAAACAAGGGAAAGCAAGAUGAAUAACUGUCGCUUCUGUAUGCACUCUAUCCACAAGACUGCAGGAGGUGAAACCGCUGCCGUUGGCUAUUGUCCUCUAGACCUUUUCUCCGGAGAAGAGGGGCGUGUAUCAAAAGCUCUACUCUGCUUGUGGAGGUCCUGGGUUGAGAAGGAUGGUAACAUUAACAAUCUCAAGAUAUUUGUUGGCGGAUCACUGAUAAAACCCGAACAAGCUCUAAGGCAAUUAGCCCCUCUCCUUGGGCAGCCCGAUGCAACCGAUAUCAACGCCCUGUUUCCAGCCUUUAAUCAGAAGCUGCUCCCACUAUUGACCCAAACGAAGCUCUUAUCGAUCAUGGCUGGACUUCAGCGGACGUUGGAUGCGCUUGACCUCGAAGGGCUCUCCCGGCUCUGGAAAAUCAGGCAAGGAGGAGAAUCGCCUCUCGGCACAGGCCUGACGAAUCCAAGUAUGGAGGAGUGGGUCGCGUUUGUCAAGGAAUAUAUCGCUACCAAUCAAGGGAGGGAUUAUUCCGCGGUACCACUGGAAUCCAUGAGUAGCGAGCAAAUGAGAUUCUUUAUUAUGUCGUACCUCAUGAGUACGACAUUCAAAGAUUGCUCAGUGAUCCUGCGUGUCGGUUCCGAUGUUCCAAACAGCAUCACCGCCAUCGAUUUAGACCCUAAGCAAAUCGAUAGACUUCAUAACUGGGAACUACAAGACCGUGAUAUUGUGGCCAAUUUUCAAGAGAGCGUCGCAGAAGGCUGGGUCAAGAAGGACCCGUGUGUGGAUGCGGGAAGUUCGCAGUAG
This is a messenger RNA of Serendipita indica DSM 11827, 1278 nucleotides long. NCBI's taxonomy places the organism in Eukaryota, Fungi, Basidiomycota, Agaricomycetes, Sebacinales, Serendipitaceae. The record is from the annotation of a GenBank genome assembly.